This is a messenger RNA of Pteropus alecto (black flying fox), 6394 nucleotides long. Its product is annotated as zinc finger protein 226. Gene Ontology annotation, biological process: regulation of DNA-templated transcription. Lineage: Eukaryota; Metazoa; Chordata; Mammalia; Chiroptera; Pteropodidae. The record is from RefSeq and is a predicted model, not a curated record.
CAGAGAGGGCGGUGCUGGGGAUUCUGGGAAAUGUAGUACAAGAGCCCCGGGUUGUCACGGGUACUUCCGGCCCUGGAGGCCGAUGUGGCAGCCAUCUUUUUCCCGGUUAUGUUACUUCAGGUUCGCUAUUCACGACCCACUCAAACGUCCUCAAGUUGCGCUUGCGGCCAACAGCUACUGGCCUUUAUUUUGGGGAUAAAGAGGAGGAGCGGCUAAAAGUAGAGCCCUGACUUCUCAAAAUACUUCACGGAGAAGGAGAAAACAGCCCCACUCUGCCUUCUUAGGAUUCUGUGUUUCCCCAGAAGGAAAAAGAAAAAAUGAGCAUGUUCAAGGAGGCAGUGACAUUUAAGGACGUGGCUGUGGCCUUCACCGAGGAGGAGCUGGAGCUGCUGGACUCCGCCCAGAGGAAGCUGUACCAGGAUGUGAUGCUGGAGAACUUCAAGAACCUGGUCUCAGUGGGGCCUCACACAGUCCAAUCUGCCAAAUCUCUCCUGGAUUAUUGCAGUAGCCUUCAUACUGGUCACUCGCUUCCACUUGUGCCCUCCUACGGCGAUAACAGUCACAGUGAGCUGAGGACUGUUCGAGACAGAGGACCCCAUGAAGAGCUUUCCUGUUGGGAGAUCUGGCAACAGAUUGCAAACGACUUAACCAGGUGUCGAGACUCCAUGAUAAAAAGUUCUCAGUUCCAAAAACAAGGUGAUUCCCCCUGUCACGUUGGGGCAGGACUGUCUAUUCAAAUUUCUGAAAAUGAGAACUGUGUACCAAAUUAUAAUAUGGAUGGUCCCAAUGACACUGGAAAUACAGAGUUUCCAACCUUGAGAGUGCAGGAUUCUUGGAGGAAAACUUUCCUGACCGAGUCACGGAAUUAUCAGAAUAGAUAUCAGCAAAUUUCCAUGAAGAAUAAACUAUGUCAGUGUAAACAGGACAGUGAUACCAUCAGUUGGCUAUCACAUCACCUCAAUGAUCGUGCAGUACACAAAAGUGAAAAAUCUUACAGCUACAAUGAUUAUGGAAGAGAGAGUGUGAAAAUUGCAACAUUGGAUCAAAAUAAUGUAAUUCAUACAGGAAAAACAACUUACCACUGUAAUGAGUGUAAAAAGACCUUCAGUGAUCCCUCUGCCUUUGAUCUUCAUCUGCAAUUACACUCAAAGGAGAAGUCUCGUAUAUGCAGUGUGUGUGGAAAAGGCUUCUGCUGUAGCUCAGUUCUUCAGAUCCAGCAGAGAAUUCACAUGGCAGAAGAAAGCUGUAAGUGUGGUGAUUGUAGUAAGGAGUUCAGUCAGAGCUCACAUCUGGCACCUCAUGGGAAAGUGCACGCUCCUGUAGAGAAACCAUUCAGAUGUGGAGAGUGUGGGAAAGGCUUCAGUCGUAGAUCGGCGUUUACUGUUCAUGGUAAAUUACACACGAGAGAGAAACCUUAUAAUUGUGAGGACUGUGGGAGGGCCUUCAGUCAGGCCUCUCAUCUACAAGACCAUCAGAGAGUCCACACUGGGGAGAAACCAUUCAAAUGUGAUGCAUGUGGUAAGAGCUUCGGUCGUAAUUCACAUCUUCAGUCCCAUCAGAGAGUCCAUACAGGAGAGAAACCAUAUAAAUGUGAGGAGUGUGGGAAGGGCUUCAUUUGUAGCUCAAAUCUAUACAUUCAUCAGAGGGUCCACACAGGAGAAAGACCCUACAAAUGUGAGGAAUGUGGUAAAGGCUUCAGUCGGCCUUCGAGUCUCCAAGCCCAUCAAGAAGUCCACAGUGUAGAAAAAUCAUACAUAUGUAAUGUGUGUGGUAAAGGUUUUACUCUGAGUUCAAAUCUUCAAGCCCAUCAGAAAGUCCACACUGGAGAGAAACCAUAUAAAUGCAAUGAGUGUGGAAAGACCUUCAGGACAAACUCCCAUUAUCAAGUUCACCUCGUGGUCCACACCGGAGAGAAACCCUAUAAGUGUGAGGUAUGUGGGAAGGGCUUCCGUCAGAGUUCGUAUCUUAAAAUCCAUCAGAAGGCCCACAGUGUAGAGAAACCUUAUAAAUGUGAGGCAUGUGGGCAGGGUUUCAACCAGAGUUCACGACUUCAGGUUCACCAGGUGAUCCAUACUGGGGAGAAACCGUACAAGUGUGAAGAGUGUGGGAAGGGCUUCAGUCGUAGAGCAGAUCUUAAAAUUCAUUGCAGGAUCCACACAGGAGAAAAACCAUAUAAUUGUGAGGAGUGUGGGAAGGUCUUCAGGCGGGCCUCAAAUAUUCUGGCCCACCAGAGGGUCCACAGUGGAGAAAAGCCGUUCAAAUGUGACGAAUGUGGAAAGAGCUUUGGGCGGAGUUCGCACCUUCAAGCCCAUCAAAAAGUCCACACCAGGGAAAAGCCAUACAGAUGCGAAGAGUGUGGGAAGGACUUCAAGUGGAGCUUGAAUCUUGACAUGCAUCAGAGGGUCCAUACAGGAGAGAAACCAUAUAAGUGUGGGGAGUGUGCAGAGCACUUCAGUCAGGCCUCAAGCCUUCAGGUGCAUCAGAGUGUCCACACUGGGGAAUACAAAUGUGACCCGUGUGGUAAAGUCUUCAGUCGGUCUUCACAGCUACAGUCUCAUCAGAGAGUUCGCAUGGGGAAACCUUACAAGUGUGAGAUAUGUUCUAAGACCUUCAGUUGGUGGUCCAAUUUUACAAUUCAUCACAGAAUCUAUGGUGGUGAAAAAUCCUAUAAAAGUGAUAGGGUCAGUAAGAACACGAGAGAGACCAUACAGGAGCACCAGUGUGGAGUGCCAGAAAGAUUGAGGACCGUCAUCCUAGAGCAUCGAUGCGAAGAAUAGAAUACUGAAAAAUUGAGGUAGGACUAUAUGAGCAGACUCCAACAAAGCUGAGGCCUUUAACCUCUAAAUUUAGCUGAACCUUCUUUACCUUUAGAAAGAGGUCUUUCUCCCUUCUCUGAGUUAGUCUUUCUUCGCCUGAAGAACCUGUAAUGAUCUCCCUUGAGGUAGUUUCCUUGCAUGGGACUGUGGAUCCUUGAUCCUUGCCCCCGCCACCUUUCAUUUUUCUAGACCAAUUAAUCAGAUUUUUGGAGGCCAUGGGAAGGGAGUCUGGGUAGGAAGUCGUCAGGUGUCAAGUAUGGCCAUGAGGAGAUACUAUACCUGCCAAGAUAGGAUUUUUAAGAAAUACGACAAUAGAAAUGAGAAAUAUAGUUGUGAAUCUUACGGGUAUUGAAUCAGGUGGAAACUAUAUAAUUUGGAUCAGGCUGGAUUUGUUGAUAUGGGUGCACUGAACACUAUUUCCAGACUCAGGGUGUUAGCUUGAGCGCCUGGGAAUGCCUUCAGCAGUUUGCUCAGUUGAAUGACUGAAACCUGGACCCCAAGUUAGCUUAUGCUGAAGUCAAAAUGCCAGAACUAAGUAUGUUGUAAAACAGAGUUUCUCAACCUGGGCACUAUUAACAUUUUGGUUCGUUAAUUCUUCAUUGUUGAGGGGAUAGGGACAGCAUCUCUGGCCUAUGCCCACUAGAUGCCAGUAGCACAUCCUCUUUUCCCCAAGUUGUAUCAAUUAAAAAUCUGAAGACACUGCCCAAUGGCCCUGCAGGGGAUGGGGCAAAGUUGUCCCCAGUUGAGCACUACUGCUGUAGAAGGAGGAACACAAAGACAGGAGUGCUAGGCUGCUGGAGUGUGAGACCUUCCUGCCCAGCCCCCUGUGUACCCUGGGAGGGAGCCAAGGAUACCCAUUGUCAAAGAUUUAAGAAAUUCUUCGGCGAGGGGAGCGUUGGCCAUCUUGGAGAGCUCUGUAGUGAUGUCUGCAGGCUGGGAGUCAGAGACGGAAAUGAGGACAUCACCAUGGUCUCCUUGAUUCCAUGAGGAUGAUGGGGUCUUGGAGCAUCAGAGGUCAAGUGGUGGUACUUUAUUCACAGAGAAAGUGAUCAUGUUUGUCAUAGUGAACAUCAAACACAAAGGGAUCAUCAGAAUGGUUUGAUUCACAGAAGUUUUCGCGUUUGUUUAUUGAUCAUGCUGUCCUUGGGCCUGAAAUAGAUGGUAAGCCUACUAAUAUCCUAUUUGAUCUGAAUAAUUGGAAAUGCUCUUGGUCUGGUGAACAUAAGUCUGACUUGAAUCAAUGUGAGUUAUGGCCCCUCGGCCAAUUCCACAAUAUCAGUUGGUUCUCAUUUCCAGGUCCCCUCGACUGCAUACCAUAAAUCAUCGUGACUUCCUUAAGGUGAUUUGCAGCCAAAUUUUAUGGAAGAUGUACAUUUGAUGAGUGAAAAUAACCAGAAUAUGGAGGGAUUACUGGACUCUAGUGCUGACAUUAACUCCUAGAACCCCUCAAAUGGCACUAUAGUCCACCAGUUAGUAGACGGACUUAUAAAGGACAAAUAAUGAGUGUUUUUGCACAGGUCUAUGUGGUCCUGUGAAGGAUCCCUGAACCCAUCCGGUGUUUAUUUUCCAAGUUCCACAAUGCAGAGUUGUCAUAGAAAUAGCUGGCAGAAUCCUCACAUUGGAUCCCUGACCUAUGGAAGGAAGGCUAUUUUGAUCAGGAAGGAUAGGUGAACACUAAAACUGCCUCACAAUGUACCAAAACAAAAUCUAAAGCAAUACUAUAUUACUGGAGGGAUCAAAGCUCAGGGCUACAUCAAUUCCAGUCUUUUAUCACUGAUUAGUUCAGGGAUUGGCAAACUUCAUUCCAUAGGUCAAAUCCAGCUGCCAUUUGUUUUUGUAAAUAAAAUUUUAUUGAAACAUAUCUGCAUAUUGUUUAUGGGUGUUUUGGUGCUAAAAUGGCAGAGUCAAGUGGUGACAGAUUAUGUGGUCUUUUGUAUACUCACUGACUCUUUGUAGAAAUAAUUUUAUGACCCAAUACAUAUCUGAUGGUGUAUGAAAUGUCUGUAACAGACAGGGAUGCUACAUGGAGCUCACAACAUUGAUGUUUAGGGUUUUGGAGCAGUGUUAUGUCAUUCUCUGCAGAUGGCAUUACUCCUGGGAAAGCAGCUUCUGGCUCUAUUGGGCUCUAGUUAAAACUAAAUUCUUGGCCACCAUCCAGAAAGUUACCAUGCAAUCAAGUCAUAAAUGUGGGCACACCUGCAGCACUUCAUCUAGUGUGAAACAUAAGCUUGGGCUCAAACUGAAGUCGCAAGUAAGUUGCAUGAGCAAAUGGUUCAGAUCCUGUUUUAGUAUGUUUUUAAGGUUCUAUAUGUCUUUCUAUGCAUUAAAAUUUCACCUUGUGAAUUUUUCUUAGUUCUGUUCAUUUUGCUUUGUAAAGUUUGCUUUGUGAAGCCGUAAUUCUUGAUAAUUUGAAAGUAAUUAUUGUGACCGGAAUAACCAGACUCAACCUGAGUGCUUUGAUUAUAGAAGCAGUUUAUUAGCCGGCGGCCAUCUUUCCGAAGGAGCAGCCCCGAAAUGCCAAGAUACAAGAUUUGUAAUUUCUUGGAAAAAUGAUUUCAGUGGUCCCUAUGGUUUUGAGAAGUUGAUCAUACAAGUCUGUGCUGAAGCUCAUCUUUUCACUCAGAGUAUGUCUAGUUGUCCUCAACAGGCAAGUUCUGAUUUGUGCUAUUAACAAAAGUGGAAAUUUACAAUAUAUCUGCCUUUGUUGGAUUUUUUUUAAUCUUUCAUUCUUUUUAUAUAUAAGUGCCUAAAACUGUGAAAUAGAGGCUAUCGUUUUUUCCUUUUUUGAUAUCAGUCGGUAGAAUUCUAUCAGCACAAAGCAUCACGUUAUUUGUUUCACACAAGACCGACUUCAAAUAUUUGCUAUUAUGUUUUGUCAAUGAGAAAAAGCUAAACUGUACUGGCGUCAGAGAACUGCUUAAGGCCGACAAAAUGACAGGAAGCCAUUAAAGAGACUUCUGGAAGUUGCUGGCUCGUAGGCUGAGAACUCCGAGAGGACUAGUCGGUAACCUAGCCGGCUGUGUUAUGAUGGAGGCGUCGCGGCAGCCGGCGGAGGCUGAGAGGCGGCGGGUGGACGCUCUCCCCCACUUAACCAGCAGCGCUGCCACUUCCAUCGGUACAACAUAUGGCGAGUUUUAUUACCUCUGCGCUCUCCUUUCCUCCUCUAAAACGGCGAGAAACAGCAACUACUGGCUGAAGGGUUGUGAUUCGAAUUAGGAAGCACUGAGUCACCCCACACUAGUGCCUGGGCAUGUCCGCUGCAGCUUAUCUGAGAGACAGACACAGUCGUGCUGUCCCGUGCAUCCUUCGCUUCAGCACCCCUGAAUUUGGAAAGGGGAAGAAGAUGGGAUUUCUUGGCUCCUCGAAGCCUAGCCUCCAGUACAUACUACUCACAGUGCUUUCUUGGUCUGCGCUCUCUUUUCAGUUAAUCAGGUUUCCUUCACUCAGUAAGUUAGUACUAGGAAAAUGUUCAAAUAUUUGUCAAAUAAACCCAAGAAUGUUUAGUUUGCUUCUUAAUAUGCAUGUGUGUUUUUCCAUUCCCCACACACAUUUUAAAUACAAACUUCUUUUUAAAUUUA